Lacerta agilis (Sand lizard) is the source of this 884-nucleotide messenger RNA. RefSeq names its product actin related protein 2/3 complex subunit 3 (gene ARPC3). The transcript is spliced from 7 exons. The record is from RefSeq and is a predicted model, not a curated record. Gene Ontology annotation, cellular component: cytoskeleton; Arp2/3 protein complex. Bases 142 to 678 code for a protein of 178 amino acids. Lineage: Eukaryota; Metazoa; Chordata; Lepidosauria; Squamata; Lacertidae. Gene Ontology annotation, biological process: regulation of actin filament polymerization; Arp2/3 complex-mediated actin nucleation. Gene Ontology annotation, molecular function: actin filament binding.
CUUUGCAUUGCCUGCCUCUCACUUCCUGCCUGGGUGGAGCAGGAAGGGCUUUGCAUUUUGCAAGAUUUCGCUGCCUUGCUCGCUGGAAGGGCGCCUCAUACCUCUCCUUCCUGGGUCGCUUUGCAUUGCUGCGCCCCAACUAUGCCGGCUUAUCAUUCUACUCUUAUGGACCCAGACACCAAACUGAUUGGGAACAUGGCGUUGUUGCCAAUCAAGAGUCAGUUCAAAGGGCCGGCACCCAGGGAAACAAAAGAUACAGACAUCAUAGAUGAAGCCAUUUACUACUUCAAAGCAAAUGUCUUCUUUAAAAAUUAUGAAAUCAAGAAUGAGGCCGACAGAACUUUGAUCUACAUAACACUCUACAUUACGGAGUGCUUGAAAAAGCUGCAGAAGUGUAAUUCCAAAGGCCAGGGAGAAAAAGAAAUGUAUACAUUAGGAAUAACAAAUUUCCCCAUCCCUGGAGAGCCAGGAUUUCCACUGAAUGCUCUCUAUGCCAGACCUAGCAGCAAACAGGAAGAAGAGAUUAUGAGGGCCUACUUGCAGCAGCUGAGGCAAGAAACCGGCUUGAGGCUUUGUGAAAAGGUCUUUGAUCCCCAGAGUGACAAACCAAGCAAGUGGUGGAUGUGUUUUGUGAAAAGGCAGUUCAUGAACAAGAGCCUGUCAGGACCAGGGCAGUGAAGAGAGGCACGUGGCUGUCUUUGCUGCCAGAUGUAUAAAAUUUUGCCUCUGUUUUAAUAUAUGUUUUCUACCGAGAGAGAGAAUAAGCACUUCUGUGGGGGGAAGAUACCCACUGGUGGAUGAAAAGGUGGAGCUAAAAUCAUGUGCAAAUCUUGCUGAGCUGGAGCUUGAUGAUGAUGAGGAAUAAAAAGUGGUUUCUAGCAUCA